Messenger RNA from Danio aesculapii, 1612 nucleotides. RefSeq names its product coactivator-associated arginine methyltransferase 1, like (gene carm1l). Bases 43 to 1395 code for a protein of 450 amino acids. The record is from RefSeq and is a predicted model, not a curated record. Gene Ontology annotation, molecular function: protein-arginine N-methyltransferase activity. Gene Ontology annotation, biological process: peptidyl-arginine methylation. Lineage: Eukaryota; Metazoa; Chordata; Actinopteri; Cypriniformes; Danionidae. The transcript has 13 exons.
UUCAGCACAACGCAUUUAACACAAUGCCUGCUGGAUUCAAUCAUGGGCGAUAAUCAGUUGCAGAGCAGUUUCUCUGUAAGUCUGACCUUUCUGAACGAGAGCGACGUGAAGGAAGAUCUUCCAGCAGCAUCUCUUCAACACCAGGAGCUCAAGCUUCAGGUCCUCAGAGAGGUGGAGGACAUCAAUCUCAACAUUACUGACGAUGCUGGUGUUUGUGUUUUUAAGUUCUCCAUCACAAGGGAGACCGAGUGCUGUCGAGUGGCCACUCGCUCAUUCCUCAUCACGCUGGGCUGCUUCAGUGUCCUCAUGCGCUUCAGCACUCAAUCAGAACUUCAGGUCUUCCACAGAAUGCUGAUCUCAUGGAUCGACCUCAGAAGAGACCAGUCUGUGUUUCGCCAGAGGAGCGAGGAUUCAUCCACACUGCAGUACUUCCAGCAGCAGAACAUGCUCCAGGAUUACCUCAGGACCGCAACCUACCAAAAAGCCAUGCUGCUCAAUGAGGUUGACUUCAAAGAUAAAGUGGUUCUUGAUGUCGGAUGUGGAACAGGGAUUUUGUCUUUCUUUGCCGUCCAGGCCGGAGCUCAGAAGGUUUACGCAGUGGAGGCUAGUUCUGUGGCCAAAUAUGCAGAAAUGCUAGUGAGAAGCAAUGGCUUGUCCAACAAAAUCACGGUUUUGUCAGGAAGGAUUGAGGAAGUUUCCUUCCCAGAGAGGGUGGAUGUGAUCAUCUCAGAGCCCAUGGGCUACAUGCUGCUCAAUGAGAGGAUGUUAGAGAGCUUUCUAUACGCCAAACACUGGUUAAAACCAAAAGGAAUGAUGUUUCCUACUCAGAGUGAUAUUCAUCUGGCUCCUUUCACUGAUGAACAUCUUUAUAUGGAGCAUCAUGCCCGCUCCAACUUCUGGAAUCAAAGCUGUUUCUAUGGUGUGAACUUGAGUGGGCUUCAUUCUUCUGCUGUGGACGAGUUCUUCAAACAGCCGAUAGUUGACACGUUCGAUAUGCAAAUUCUCAUGGCCAGGUCUGUGAAAUACACAAUCAACUUUCUGGAGGCAAAAGAGGAAGAUUUACACAGGUUGGAAAUUCCAUUUGUCUUCAAGCUGCUGCAGUCAGGACUGAUUCAUGGACUUGCUUUUUGGUUUGACGUGGCCUUCGUCGGUUCAAAGAUGACCAUAUGGCUGUCUACGUCUCCUACUGAACCUUUAACUCACUGGUAUCAGGUGCGCUGUCUGCUGCAGACCCCCCUUUUUGCCAAAAUGGGACAGACAUUAUCAGGACACGUUCACCUUAUAGCCAACAAGAGGCAAAGCUAUGACAUUCACAUCACUGCUGUUGUCGAUCAGUCCGGAUUUAAAUCUGGGAACUCGCUGGAUUUGAAAAAUCCUUUUUUCCGAUACGCCUGAAUCUUCAUUUUCAUCAGUAUCCACAUCAAAACAGCAGAUUUUACAGCAUUUCUACACAGAUUGUAAGCCACAUAUCUGAAUCUAUGCUGGUUCCAUGUGCAGGUGAAAUCAGUGUUAUUUGUUCAUGAAAAUAAGGUGACUUGAGUUUGUGUUUUUAUACAUUUGCUAUAAUCUUUAAUUGUUUAGUUUUACAUUAAAUGUAUCUUCCAAUAGGAAA